AUGAAGUCUAUCAACAAUGGUGGCUGGCUGGGUUUCUCCCUCUCUCCCAACAUAAGCAUGGAGGUUGCGGCUGACCCGCAUCAUCACCCGAGUCAUCAGGGCCAUCAUCCUCAAGCUCAGUCCACUCCGGCUUCUGUUUCUCCUGCUGUGACCAGCAGCUUCUUCCUCUCCCCUCAGUCCGACAUCUGCUACGGCGUCGAAGGGAGCAAUGGGGCGUUCUGCUCGCAGCUCGCCGUCAUGCCACUGAAAUCCGACGGCUCGCUCUGCAUCAUGGAAGCUCUCAGCAGAUCGCAGCAAGAAGGUCCUCAAUUCCUUCUAUUUUCUUCCUUUCUUCCGCCGAGUUUCUGCUCGCGGCUUCAAAACAAGUCUCCUUCCGCUUCUGUUCUGACUUUUCUUCCCCCCUUUUUUCAACAUCAAUUUAAUGAAGCAAUAGCGCCAACUCCAUCCCCAAAACUGGAAGAUUUCCUCGGCGGCGGCCCAAAUAUGGGGACCCAUCCGUACGGGAGCAACGACAGUGAAGCCAUGGCCCUAAGCCUCGACAGCUUGUACUAUCACCAAAACCAUGGAUCUGGUGGCAGUAGAAGCCACCCAAUGGACCUCCUCCAUCAGCCCUUCCGGCAGCAUAUUCCGGUAGAACAGAGACAACAGGAGCACCCCCAGACGUAUUUCCAGCCCUUGCAGGAAGGUAUGUGCUCUGGUCUUACAGGGCAUGACUUCUACCAGGCCGCGCUGGAGGAGCCAAUGGCCGGAGACGGGAUUCCUUGCUUGAAGAACUGGGUUGCCAGGCACUACAGCGCCCCCGGCGAUGGGCUGGCGAACGAGCCAGCGGUUGGGUCUGUUGGUGCAGUGGGCUACGGGGAUUUGCAGCCACUGAGCUUGUCCAUGAGCCCAGGCUCUCAGUCCAGCUGCGUCACCGCUCCCCAGCAGAUUUCUCCCGCCGGAGCAAACCAGUGCAUGACUUUCGACACCAUGAAGAAGAGGGCUAAUGGGAGGGCUGGCCAGAAGCAGACCGUCCAUCGUAAGUCCAUCGACACAUUUGGACAGAGGACAUCGCAGUAUAGAGGCGUUACCAGGUUAGUCUUCAAGCCCUAGGGAACUCUCUCUCUAGCCCCUCGAGUCAGCUCUGUGCGUGUUUCGAAUGCUGAUGCCCCCUUAAUGCCAACACCCGCUACUCUUACCUUCGUGCGCUUUGUUCGCUUUAACAUUUCUUAUUAUAUUUACUCGGUGUACAUAAAAUUUGUACCCUCUCCCCACCACCAUCGUCUCAUGAAGAUCAUGUGGACCAUGCUUGAGUUGGGUGGGUUUCAUGGCGAUCUCCGCCUCUUCUUUCCUGUUUCUUAAGAGCCGAAUUUUGUUCAGGCAUAGAUGGACCGGUAGAUACGAAGCUCAUCUAUGGGACAACAGCUGCAAGAAGGAAGGGCAGACCAGGAAGGGCCGGCAAGGUUGGUACACGGACACGUUCCAGACUCAUCAAUCUUCUCUUUCUCCUCCUCUUCCGUCGGCUGACCUCGUUUAUUCUCUCUCUGCCAUGUCUCCGGUGGGAAUGAUCUCCCUGGGCUUCAGUUUAUCUGGGUGAGCAGCCUCUCCUCCUGCAGCUUCAUCGUUUUAAUAGAUUAAUCUGCGCUCAGCUCAGCGGCCUGCUAUCUCUCGCUCUCAGGGGGUUACGACACGGAAGAGAAAGCUGCGAGGGCUUACGAUCUAGCUGCGCUCAAGUACUGGGGGCCCUCGACCCACAUCAACUUCCCGGUAAUGGUCAGCUCCUCCCCCCCUCUCACUCAUGGUAGGUGGGGAACGAUGGUUUGAUGGUGGCCUGGCCGGGUUUUAUGCAGAUUGAAGGCUACCAGGGAGAGCUCGAAGACAUGAAGAACAUGAGCAGGCAGGAGUACGUCGCCCAUCUCAGAAGGUGACCUGGGUCUCUUCCCUCAAUUAUACCGCUCUUCCUCUGCCCACUGCCGCUAAUAUCUCCUCUCCUCGACUCUGCCAGAAAGAGCAGCGGAUUCUCGAGGGGCGCAUCCAUGUAUCGAGGAGUCACAAGGUAUUAUCGUCUCGCGCCUGUCCAGAAGAGGUCAUCGGCUGGGAAAUUCCAUCACUGUUCUAACUUUGAUCGUCUUCGUCGGCCCUUCAGGCAUCAUCAACAUGGGAGAUGGCAGGCUCGGAUCGGCAGGGUGGCGGGGAACAAGGAUCUCUAUCUCGGCACAUUCAGUAAGUUCGAAACGCUCUGUGUUUGAUCUAUAAUUCUCGUCAAUGAUGCCGGCUACUACUACAUAGAGUGGGUGGGGGUCUAUGUACCUCUCCCCUCCCCAUUCACGUUCAAACCGCUGCUGAGAGGAAAAACCAGUGACUGUUCUUUUAGUAAGGCUGAAUCCACGAAUGCUGCAAAAGGCGAAAGCGAAUAGAGGAGGCAAUCAUGCUUCUGCUGGCUUUCCUCUGCGCAGGCUCUUCUGAUUCAAAUCCAUGGAUAUUCCUGUCGAUCGAGCUUUCUCUAGGUUCUCAAGACUUUGGGUCUUUUUUCAGGCACGCAGGAGGAAGCGGCCGAGGCGUAUGACAUCGCCGCCAUCAAGUUCCGCGGGGCCAACGCCGUCACCAACUUCGAUAUAACCAGAUACGACGUCGAGAAGAUAACGGCCAGCAGCACCUUGCUCUCCGGGGAUCUUGCCCGGAGGAAAACCGCCGCCGGAGCCGGAAACAGCGCCGCUCCUCCGGGGGAGAACAACAUCACCAGGGCGACGGAGCUGUCGGAGGAGCAGAACGCCAAUCCGGUGUGGAAGACGACCCAUCAUAACCAGAAGCCGACGGCGUCCAUACCGCCGGCUUUCCAUGGGCUGUUGGCGAUGGACUCGGUGGAGAGGAUCGAGGACUCCGCCGCCCAGCUGAAGAACGUGGCGGCGUCCUCCUUCGUGACCACUCUGAACAGCAGCUCCAGGGAGGAGAGCCCCGACAGGGGUGGCGUCUCCAUGGUGUUCCCCCGGACGGCCCCUCUCAACUCCUGGGUGCCGGCGGCGGCCCAGAUCAGGCCUGCGAUCCCCGUGGGUCAAAUCCCGGUCUUCGCCGCCUGGUCCGAAUCCAUCUAG
Messenger RNA from Spirodela intermedia, 3071 nucleotides. Lineage: Eukaryota; Viridiplantae; Streptophyta; Magnoliopsida; Alismatales; Araceae. The record is from the annotation of a GenBank genome assembly.